This is a messenger RNA of Archocentrus centrarchus (flier cichlid), 2610 nucleotides long. It is a transcript of the gene acad11, whose product is annotated as acyl-CoA dehydrogenase family, member 11. The record is from RefSeq and is a predicted model, not a curated record. Gene Ontology annotation, biological process: fatty acid beta-oxidation using acyl-CoA dehydrogenase. Gene Ontology annotation, cellular component: cytoplasm; mitochondrion. The transcript has 20 exons. Bases 81 to 2387 code for a protein of 768 amino acids. Lineage: Eukaryota; Metazoa; Chordata; Actinopteri; Cichliformes; Cichlidae. Gene Ontology annotation, molecular function: flavin adenine dinucleotide binding; acyl-CoA dehydrogenase activity.
GACCACCAUAUGGGCACUGCUAAAUGUGGCUAGUUCAGUGAUAAAUCUGGCAAUGAUUAAUCCAGAGUUAUAAUUGCGACAUGGAAGAACCGACAACUCCUGUACGACAGCAACAUAAAUUAAAUGUUGGCAGUCUUCAAAGAUAUUUGACUGCCAAGGCACUUGUGUCAAAUAAAGACACGCUUACUGUCAGACAGUACAGUGCUGGUCAGUCAAACCCAACCUUUCUAAUCCAGACGCCGUCAAACAGUUACGUUCUCAGGAAGCGACCCCCAGGUGAGCUGCUGCCAGGAGCUCACAAGGUGGACAGAGAGUACAGAGUGCAGAAGGCUCUCUUCUCUGUUGGUUUCCCAGUGCCCCAGCCCCUCUUUCACUGCACUGAUGUUGAAGUCAUUGGAACAGAGUUCUACUUAAUGCAGCAUGUGAAGGGGCGCAUAUUCAGGGAUCUCCGUCUGCCUGGAGUGAGUCCAGCAGAGAGAACAGCUCUGUAUGUGGCUGCAGUGGAAGUGUUGGCAAAGCUACACUCCCUGGAUCUGGCGUCACUGAACCUUGAAGCAUAUGGAAGAGGACCAGGUUACUGCAGGAGACAAGUUUCCACCUGGACCAAGCAGUAUGCCGCAGCAGCCCACAGAGACAUUCCAGCCAUGAAUGAACUGUCUGAUUGGUUGAUGAAGAAUCUGCCAGCCAGUGACAAUGAGGUCACCCUCGUCCAUGGAGAUUACCGACUGGAUAACUUAAUAUUCCAUCCAACAGAGGCACAUGUGAUAGCUGUGUUGGACUGGGAGCUUUCUACCACUGGACAGCCCCUGGCAGAUCUGGCCUACUUCCUUAUGCCACAUUACUGGCCCACAAGUCUUAACAUUACCAGCACGAUGGGCAGUUUAAAAGGAAGAGAAGGUAUUCCAACUGUGCAAGACCUGAUCUCCAUUUACUGCAGGUGCCGGGGGAUCCCCCCUGCAUUGCCACAAUUGAAUUUCUACUUGGCCUUAUCUGUCUUUAAAAUGGCAGGAAUUGCCCAGGGGAUCUAUGCUCGUCACCUCCUGGGUAAUGCCAGUGCACCAAAUGCAGCUCAAUUUGGCCAGUAUGUGGAGCCCUUGGCUAAGGUUGCCUUGCAGCUUGGGCAGAGGCCCCUCACAGGUCCAACAAAAGACAGAUUGUUCCUCCAGACAGCUAAAGGUCAGGCUGUUCUCCAGCAGGUCAAAGACUUCAUGAGACAAUAUGUGCUUCCUGCUCAGAAGGAAGUUGCGGCAUAUUACUCCAAAAACGCUCAGUCUCCACAGAGAUGGCACACCCCUCAAAUUAUAGAGGAACUAAAGAGUAAAGCCAGGGAGGCAGGGCUGUGGAACCUGUUCCUGCCUACAGUCAGUGGACUCACUCAGUUGGAUUAUGCCUAUAUUGCAGAAGAAACUGGACGCUGCAUGUUUGCUCCCGAGGUCUUUAACUGCCAGGCACCUGACACAGGAAAUAUAGAGGUGCUCCACAUGUUUGGCACUGAGGAGCAGAAGAAAAAGUGGCUGGAGCCUUUGCUCAGUGGAGAGAUUCGCUCCUGCUUCUGUAUGACAGAACCUGAUGUGGCCUCCAGUGAUGCAACCAACAUGGAGUGCAGUCUCCGCAGGGAUAAAGACAAUUACAUCAUUAAUGGCAAAAAAUGGUGGAGCAGUGGUGCCGGCAAUCCCCGAUGCAAAGUGGCCAUUGUGAUGUGCAGGAGCAGCCCUCGGGAUGUUAAAAACAGGCAUGGCCAGCACAGUAUGAUCCUCGUGCCUAUGGAUACAACAGGUGUAAAGCUCAUCAGACCACUCACCGUGUUUGGACAGGAUGAUGCUAUCCACGGUGGCCACUUUGAAGUGCACUUUGAAGAUGUACGUGUCCCUGCCUCCAACAUUAUUCUAGGAGAGGGCAGGGGAUUUGAGAUUGCCCAGGGUCGUCUGGGGCCAGGCAGGCUGCACCACUGUAUGAGAGCUGUUGGACUAGCAGAGUUCGCACUGGAGCUACUCUGCCAGCGGGCCUUCAUCAGACACGCCUUUGGAAAAAGACUGUGCUCACAUGAAGUUGUUGGCCACUGGGUAGCAGAGUGCCGUCUCAUGAUAGAGCAGACACGCCUGCUGACUCUCCAUGCUGCUCAUGCUCUGGAUACAGUAGGCAGUCGGGCAGCUCACAAGCAGAUCGCUAUGAUCAAAGUCGCUGCAGGAAGAAUGGCCUGCAAGGUGGUGGACAUUGCCAUCCAGGUAUAUGGUGGUGCAGGUGUGUCUGGAGAUGUCCCACUAGCACAGAUGUACUCAUAUGCACGGACUCUGCGGAUCGCUGAUGGCCCAGAUGAGGUGCACCUUAACUCUAUAGCCUACUUGGAACUGAAAGAUCAACUGGAGAAGGCACAGGCUAAGCUCUGAAAUAAAUAUGGCCGCAGCUUCUUUAAAUUGCAGUAAACAAACAGUCACUGCUCUGAUGAACAUUUUUGGCCUUACAAGGUUAGUUACUAAGAGUAAACGUGAAUGUCUGCAAAAAACACUGAACUUUGUUAUUUCAAGUUAAAUAUAAAAAAAAAGCUUAAUUAUCUGUAAAUAAGUACCUGUACAUGCUUCACAUGUGAAAUUAAAAUCAAACAGAACAUGA